Messenger RNA from Neurospora hispaniola, 1664 nucleotides. Its product is annotated as calcium-dependent phosphotriesterase. Lineage: Eukaryota; Fungi; Ascomycota; Sordariomycetes; Sordariales; Sordariaceae. The record is from RefSeq and is a predicted model, not a curated record. The transcript is spliced from 2 exons. The coding region runs from base 96 to 1421 and encodes 441 amino acids.
UAGGCGCCAAGACGGCGUAUAAAGCUCGGGUAUAUAAUCGUGUGCAUCGAUCCCAUCCUGGCCUCUCUUGAACUCGACCCAAACUCUUGCCCAUCAUGAAGUUACUGGGCCCAUCUGUUACCGUCGCUUUGUUGGCUCAUGCGAUCUACUCCUGGGGGACAUAUAUAUACCACAAUGCCAUCGUCUUCGGCUUCCUUCGUACCAAUCCCGUGAGUACUUUUGUUCAAGGAGAGGACAUUCAGUACAUUCCCGACACUGUUCACUGUGAAGACCUUCACUAUCAUGCCCCCAGCAAGACCCUCUUUACGGCUUGCGAGGACUAUCCCGAGACUCGCUUUCAGUGGUUUCCCCCCUUGACCAACUUCAACGAUUCGUCAAUCCUUAAAACCUACCAUGGUUCUCUGCAUGUGAUUGACCCCGAAACCAAGAAAUCCCAGCGCCUUACCGUGGACAACUUCGACGGACCUUUCAUCACCCACGGGAUCGAGGUUCUCACCAACCCCGAGCAACCGAAUGCUGUAUACAUCUACGCCGUCAACCACCUUCCUAACCCUGAGCCCGUCAUAGCCAUCCACCCUCCACCGGCAGACGUUCCCAAAGCGCGGUCUCAAAUCGAGCUUUUCCACCAUGUCAUCGGCACCACCACCGCCACUCACCUUCGCUCCAUCUGGCAUCCUCUGAUUCGCACUCCCAACGAUCUUGUUGCCACAUCCCCCACAUCCCUCUAUGUGACCAACGACCACCUUUACCGGGACCACGGCCCCAUGCGCUUCAUGGAAGAUAUGUACGCCAAAGCUGAAUGGACCGACGUCAUCUACUUGCAGUUCUCCCUUGAAGCCCCCUCCACUCCCGCCGAAACAGACGCUGUGGCCGGCGUCACCGCCCACGUGGCACUAGACAAGUUCCACAACGCCAACGGCCUAGGCCACGGCCGGUACGAGAACGAGGUAGCCAUCGCCAGCGCCGCUUCCGGAGUGCUGAGCAUCAGCGAGCUACCAUCAUCGCCUUUAUCAAAGUCGAGCAUGAUCACUGUGCUCAACCGGAUCGAGUUUGACUCCACCAUCGACAAUCCCUCGUACUUUUCCGACCCCUACGCCGGCACGGCGGACGGCGUCGACCACAGCGGGUUUGUCGUAGCCGGUUUAGGCAAGGCACAUACGCUGGCGCAGACGCGCAAGCAGCCGGAGGCCAAGGAUCCGGUCAUGGUGUGGUUCGCGAAGCCGGUCAAGCAGGAAGAGAACGGGAAUGUGAUUUGGGAGAAGAGGCUGUUGUUUGAGGAUGAUGGGACCAGGAUUAGGAGCGCGAGCGCGGCGGUUUUGGUGGCUAUUGACCCGGAGAAGGAAAGAGGGAAAAGAAAGGCAUGGUUGUUCGUUACGGGAUUUGUAUCGAGUAGUGUGAUUGCUGUGAAGGUUGACUUGUGAAGUGAGUGAUGAAAGAAGGCGGGAGAGAUGUUGGCUGUUGGGCUGUAGAUAUUCAGGGGCUUGAGCACGAGCCAUCAGACCAUGAUGCUUUGAUGGCUCGUGCACGAACAGAAACCUCGAUGAAUGAUACAAUCAACUCAAGAAUCCACUCGGCGUUAUUCAAGCAAAUACAUCGAGGAAGAUGUUUUCGUCAGUAACAUAUGGUUAGACGAGGGUAUUGUACACUAGUGGUUCACAAAAUCU